AUGUCUACUUCCAGCAACGGAACGUCCCCGUUAACUCUCAUAUCAGCAACGCCAUCACCGUUUGCACGCAUGAACCGCAUCGCGCUCACUCUAAAAGGCAUACCUUUUGAACUUCAAAACGAGAUACCCUGGCAAAGUGCAACAGAAACACCCAAAUACAACCCUUUGGAGAAAUUACCCAUCUUACUUUUCCCUGAUGGCCGACCACCCGUAUACGAUAGUGCACACAUUCAGGAGUACAUCGUGCGCAAGUACGCCGACAAGGGACCAAAACUAAUCACCGACGACGUCGACCUUGACUUGCAAAUUCGACAGAUCGUCGUCCUCAGCGAGGGAUGUAUGGACGCCAUUGUGAUAGCUCGAUUCGAAGGCCGACGCGAAAAAGAAAAGCAGUCUCAGCUUUGGCUCGGCAGGCAGAAUCGCAAAAUUGACGGUGCGAUGCGAGCUUUUGAUGAAAUGAUACGGAGUACAAAAGAGAAAGGGAAGGUCUAUCUUGUUGGCGAUGAGUUGACCAUUGCCGAUAUUGCGGUUGUGUGCACUGCUGGAUUUAUCGAAUUCGCCGAGAUGAGGCCUGGAUGGAAGAGUAAAUAUGAGGUAUUGGCGCAGUGGUUUGAGGAAUUAGACCAGAGGAAGGUGUUUGCAGAAACGAGGCCUAUAAUGUUCAACUUGAGCGAAACUAUAGUAUAG
Alternaria burnsii is the source of this 687-nucleotide messenger RNA. Its product is annotated as glutathione s-transferase. The record is from RefSeq and is a predicted model, not a curated record. Gene Ontology annotation, biological process: L-phenylalanine catabolic process; glutathione metabolic process. Bases 1 to 687 code for a protein of 228 amino acids. Gene Ontology annotation, molecular function: glutathione transferase activity; maleylacetoacetate isomerase activity. Lineage: Eukaryota; Fungi; Ascomycota; Dothideomycetes; Pleosporales; Pleosporaceae. The transcript has a single exon.